AUGGCUCUUCGCCACUCCUCCAUCCUCUUCCUCUUCGCUUCCUUCCUCCUCUCCGCCGAGUUCAUAGCUGUCGACGCUCAACUCUUCAUCCGAGGUCCGUUUCGUCUCAUCGACGGCCCCUUUAGCCACUUCGCCGAACCCUCGGACGGACCCGACGACCGAGGGCUGCAGAGGUACAUCAUUCACGUCCGACGCCCGGAGGGCCCCCUCUUCACCAUCGCCACGGAAUGGAGGAACUUUUACGUGUCCCUCUUGACCAAAGCCAACGCCCAGUUCUCGUUGCAGGGCGAUGACUCCCCCGUCUCCCGCAUCCUCCAUGCCUACCGCAAUGUGAUGACCGGCUUCGCCGCCAUGUUCACCGCGAUUGAGGUGGAAGCCAUGUCCAAGCUGGACUGGUUCGUGCACGCGUACCCCGACCGCACCUACGACCUCCUCACCACCCACACGCCCGAGUUCAUGGGCCUGCGAGACCCCACCUCCGGCGGCGGCGGCCGCGGCGGCGUGUGGAAAGAGUCCAACAUGGGCGAGGGGGUCAUCAUCGGCGUGCUCGAUAGUGGCGUCACGCCCGGCCACCCUUCCUUCGAUGACAAGGGCAUGCCCCCCCCGCCCUCCAGGUGGAAGGGCCAGUGCGACUUCAAAACGUCCGCCUGCAACAACAAGCUCAUCGGUGCGCAGUCCUUCAUCCGCUCCUACGGCCUCCCGGCGGUCUCGGCCGUUCCCCCUGUGGACAACGAGGGCCACGGCACCCACACGGCGAGCACUGCGGCCGGGGCGCCCGUCGACCAUGCCGACGCGCUUGGACACGCUGCGGGCGUGGCAGCCGGGAUGGCUCCGCGCGCCCACGUCGCCGUGUAUCAGGUGUGCGACCGCGGGCGCUGCGCUGGCGCGGACAUACUCUCCGCCAUGGAUGCUGCAAUAGAAGAUGGGGUCGACGUGAUCUCCCUCUCCGUCGGGAGCGCGCCCGCGCCCUUCCACGCGGACCCGGUGGCCAUCGGCGCCUUCGGCGCCAUCAAGAAGGGGAUCUUCGUCAGCUGCUCCGCCGGGAACUCAGGGCCGGGGGUGUCCACCCUAUCCAACGAGGCGCCGUGGGUCCUGACGGUGGCAGCAACUUCCACGAACCGCACCAUCAGGGCCACCGUCAAGCUCGGCGAUGGCCAGGAAUUCGACGGGGAGUCGCUGUACCAGCAGCCGCCCGAUUUCGGCUCCAAGAACCUACCUCUCGUGUGGGCCGGCGACGGCAGCAAGAUGAACGCCUCGAAGUGCCGAAACGGCUCCUUGGACGGGUUGGACGUGCGGGGGAAGGUAGUGCUCUGCGAGCGCGGCGGUAACAACAGGAUCGACAAAGGCAAGGUAGUCCAAGGGGCCGGCGGCGCGGGCAUGAUCCUUAUGAACGAGCAGGUGGACGGAUACAGCACCCUCGCCGACGCGCACGUCCUCCCGGCGUCGCACGUUGCCUACGCCUACGGCUCCAAGAUCAAGGACUACAUCAAGUCCUCCUCGAACCCGACCGCCGCCAUCGUCUUCAAGGGCACGACCAUGAAUACUUCCCGCGCGCCGGCGGUCCCCUCCUUCUCCUCCAGAGGCCCCAGCAAGGAGUCCCCGGGGAUCCUGAAGCCGGACAUCGCCGCCCCCGGGGUGAGCAUCCUCGCGGCAUGGCCCUCCACGCUCGGGCAGGGGUCGCAGCCGCAGCCAACGUCGACGACGAAGCUCACCGGGUUCGUCUUCAACAUGAUGUCAGGUACGUCCAUGUCCUGCCCCCACGUUAGCGGAGUGGCCGCGCUGCUGAAGAAGGCGCACCCGAGCUGGUCGCCUGCCGCCAUGAAGUCGGCAAUGAUGACCACUGCUUACACAUCCGACAACACCGGGCAGCCGAUCGUCGACGAGAGGCUCCUCCCGGCAGGACUCUUCUCUUUUGGCGCCGGUCAAGUGGACCCUGCUAAGGCCCUCGAUCCGGGGCUAGUUUACGACAUCGACCCCGACGACUACGUCCCUUACCUCUGUGGCCUGGGUUACACCGACGCCCAUGUGCGAUCGGUGAUUCACAGUUCGGUGAGUUGCUCGUUGGCGAAGCGCAUCACCGAGGGAGAGCUGAACUACCCGUCCAUCUUGGUGCCUCUCGGUGGGAAUCACCCUACUGCAGUCGUAUUCUCCCGGACGGUAACCAACGUCGGCGAGGCGCACGAGACGUACUCGUCAGAGAUCGAUGCGCCGGAAGGGGUGUCAGUGCGAGUGGAGCCGACGAGCCUCUCGUUCACUACUGUAAACGAGAAGAAGACCUUCAAGAUCACAUUCGAAAGCAAAGGCGGUGGUGGCUCAGGCAAUGCCGAGGGACAGCUGAAGUGGGUUUCAGGGAAGCAUGUCGUCAGGAGCCCCAUCGCCAUUAGCUUCAAGUAGUAUUCAUGCAGAGUGCAAUUUGCACGUAUGUAGAGCAUUCUUUUGAGUCGGAGAUCACAGAAGAAUGGCAUACAGAGUUAGAUA
This is a messenger RNA of Musa acuminata subsp. malaccensis (wild Malaysian banana), 2478 nucleotides long. RefSeq names its product subtilisin-like protease 4. Gene Ontology annotation, molecular function: serine-type endopeptidase activity. Gene Ontology annotation, biological process: proteolysis. The record is from RefSeq and is a predicted model, not a curated record. Lineage: Eukaryota; Viridiplantae; Streptophyta; Magnoliopsida; Zingiberales; Musaceae.